This is a messenger RNA of Euleptes europaea (tarantolino), 600 nucleotides long. RefSeq names its product zinc finger protein 3-like. Gene Ontology annotation, biological process: regulation of transcription by RNA polymerase II. The annotation marks the transcript as partial. The record is from RefSeq and is a predicted model, not a curated record. The transcript has a single exon. Gene Ontology annotation, cellular component: nucleus. Gene Ontology annotation, molecular function: DNA-binding transcription factor activity, RNA polymerase II-specific; RNA polymerase II cis-regulatory region sequence-specific DNA binding. NCBI's taxonomy places the organism in Eukaryota, Metazoa, Chordata, Lepidosauria, Squamata, Sphaerodactylidae.
UUUGAAUGCUCAGAAUGUGGUAAGAGCUUCAGCCGGUGUAGCAAUCUUCAGCGACAUCAAAGAACCCACACAGGGGACAAACAUUAUGAAUGCUCAGAGUGUGGAAAGAGCUUCAACUGGAGUGGCAGUCUUCAGCGGCAUCAACGAAUACACACAGAGGAGAAACCUUUUGAAUGCUCUGAGUGUGGAAAGAAAUUCAGUCAGAGUUGCCACCUUCAACAGCAUCUAAGAACCCACACAGCAGAGAAAACCUUUGAAUGCUUAGAGUGUGGAAAAAGAUUCAUCCAGAGUUGCAAUCUUCAGCGGCAUCAAAGAACCCACACAGGUGAGAAACCUUAUGAAUGCUCAGAAUGUGGAAAGAAAUUCAGUCAGAGUUGUCAUCUUCAGCAGCAUCUAAGAACCCACACAGCAGAGAAACCUUUUGAAUGUUCACAGUGUGGGAAAAAAUACACUCAGAGUUGCCAUCUUCAGCGGCAUCAAAGAACCCAUACAGAGGAGAAAUCGUUUGAAUGUUCAGAAUGUGGAAAGAAAUUCAGUCAGAGUUGCAAUCUGCUACAGCAUCAAAGAAUCCAUCAGAGACACCUUUUGAAUACUCAGUGA